CGAGAUGCAAGAAGGAGGCUUGGAACGCAAAGUGAGCCGGAUGUUGAGUUCUAUAGCGGUGUACAUGUGAAUUCAGCAUGGCUCCUGGAGGAAAGAUUAAUCGUCCUAAAACAGACUUGCACAAGAACUUAUUUAAGCGCCGCCGUGUUUUACAGCGUGAGAAACGCAAAAACCGCAAAGUGAUUGGAGCUGUAGUGGACAAAGAAUUAAUAACUGUUAAUCACCUCCGAAAGAGAUCCUCCAGUGCAAGAGCCAACAUCACUCUUUCUGGCAAGAAGAAGAGAAAACUUAUCAAACAGUUACAGCAUCACCAGAAAGAAAAAGAGAAGAUGGAUGUGGUGCCAGUGUCUCGACCUAAGGUAUCAUCCAAUGCAAUGGAGAUUCAGUCAAGCAGCAUUGCCAUCACCAAGAAAAAGAAGUCCAAGAAAUCUCCAAAAGAUAUUGAAAUGGAAGAAGUUGAGAACAAAGUUGAUCCACUUCUGCAGGGGUCACAAUAAUACCACUAGUUUUUUGUUUGUUUUUUUUCCCCAUCUUCUUUCUGUAUUUUCAACAACUUCACAAACUUUUAUUAUUAUAUAUGAAAGUCAGCAUUGAACACACUGUUGGGUCACAAACCUAGUCUGUCCCAAACCUUCUGAAGUGCACUUGUUCCUCAGACUUCGUAUGGUAUAAAGUGGUUACUUACAAGCAAAAACCUUUUUUUUUUUCUUUUUUUUUUUUUGAACUUUGGCCUCUAGAUAAGGGUUCUCUCUCUGUAGAGAAGAGCCGUGUUACCUGGAGUGGAUGAUUGUUGUUUAUAACUGUGAAAAAGAGCUGUUCGAUUCUCAGGAAGAGGAGAUUUUUCGUUGACCUUUUAUUAAUAACAAGUGAACUCAGAGCGGGUCGUCUCUGAUCGAUUUAUGCAUUUAAUUGGACUGUAUAAUAAAAAAAACUUCUCUCCUGUUUAAUCCUUUAACCAAUAUUAAAUCUGUAGUCUAGAUUACAUAUGUACAAAAAAUAUGUAAUGUAAACAGGAAGUUUUUCUUUUGUUUAUUUCAAUAAAAUCUUUCUUCAAA
Messenger RNA from Pelobates fuscus (common spadefoot toad), 1055 nucleotides. It is a transcript of the gene C12H11orf98, whose product is annotated as chromosome 12 C11orf98 homolog. NCBI's taxonomy places the organism in Eukaryota, Metazoa, Chordata, Amphibia, Anura, Pelobatidae. The transcript has 4 exons. The record is from RefSeq and is a predicted model, not a curated record. Bases 78 to 497 code for a protein of 139 amino acids.